Messenger RNA from Bombyx mori (domestic silkworm), 3990 nucleotides. Its product is annotated as SLIT-ROBO Rho GTPase-activating protein 3. Lineage: Eukaryota; Metazoa; Arthropoda; Insecta; Lepidoptera; Bombycidae. The transcript is spliced from 15 exons. The record is from RefSeq and is a predicted model, not a curated record. Gene Ontology annotation, biological process: negative regulation of cell migration; signal transduction. Gene Ontology annotation, cellular component: cytoplasm. Bases 55 to 2859 code for a protein of 934 amino acids.
GGGCGAAUCCCGCGCGGAGGCUGCGCGACCUCAGUCGAGCGCCGCCGCUCCGCCAUGUUCCACUGCAUCGUGCAGCCGCGGCAUGACUGGGGACCGCCAGACUUCGCCAAUGCCUUCCCCGAUAUAAAGUCACAACUAGUGGAGCACACUCGCGUGCUAGAGGCUCGCGCGGAGGCGACGGCGGGCGUGGCUGGGGAACUCCACGAGUACUGCCGGAGACGCGCCGACCUGGAACACGAGUACGCGAGGGCACUCGACAAGCUCGCCCGCGCCGCGCACCAGCGACACGAGGGACAGAAACACAAACGCGAGCAAUGGGCGAUCACGGGCGCGUUCUCGUGCUGGCAGACGGCGCUGGACGCGACGCGCUCGCUGUCCCGGGACCACGCCGCGCUCGCCGACCUGUACGGGGGCCCGCUGGCCGCGCGCCUGCAGCGGGCCGCCGACGACGCGCUCCGCCUGCACAGGAAGUGCCGGGACAUCGUGUCUGAGCGGCACGAGGAGGUGUGCGCGGCGCUGGCGGAGGCGUGGGGCGCGGGCAAGGCGCAGACCGCCGCGGCGCACGAGUGGCGCGUCGCCGCACACAAGCUGCGCACCGCACACGCCGCGCGCGCCGCCCUCGCCGCACACUCGCCGCCGCGACACAAGAAGCUCAAGGCGCUCGACAAGGAACUAGACAAGCGUCGCUCGCGGCACAGCGCGGCGCGCGCACACGCGCUGCGGGCCCGCGCCGACUACGUGCUCAGCCUCGAGGCCGCCAACGCCACGCUGCAGCGGUACUUCCUCGACGACAUCGCCGACAUCAUCCUGUGCAUGGAGGUGGGGUUCGAGGCGGUGGUGGGGCGCGCCGUGCGCACGCUGGGCGCGGCGGAGGGCGGCGCGGGGCGGGCGCGGGCGGGCGCGGGGGAGGCGCUGUGCGGCGCGGCGGCGGCGCUGGACGCGCUGGCGGACCGGCGCCGCCUGCUGGACGCGCACGUGGCCGCCUUCGCGCUGCCCCGCCCGCUGCCGCACCAGCCGCCGCCGCCGGACAGACAGGACGAGGAGAUGCGCGAGGUGAUAGGGGACGCGGCGCCCGAGCAGGACGAGCACACCGCGCGCGUCACCGCCGAGCUGGAGCAGCGCCUCCUGCAGCUCGACGCUGCCGCGCGGCAGCUGCGGGCGGAGUGCCGCGAGAACGCCAAGACGCUCGACGCCGCCGAGGCAGAGCUCAUCAAGCAGAUGGAGGGCAGCGACGCGCACUGGGACGUCAGCAACCUGUUCGGCCCCGGAGCUACACCCCUGGCCACUGCCGCCGCCGCCGACGAUAACGACGCGCCGCGACGAGACCAAGAGGACUAUUACUUAGCGAAGUUCCGGGCCUACGUGUCGUGCGCCGGCCGCCUGGCGCGCCUGGAGUGCAAGGCGGGGGUGGCCCGCGCGCGCCUGGGGGCCGGGGGGGGCGCGGCGGGGGCGCCCGGCACGCCGCCCUCCCCGCCGCGCCGCGCCGCCGCCCGCCUGCGCCGCGGACAGUUCGCGGCGCCGCUGGAGCACCGGCUGCCCGUGGUGCUGACGUCGUGCGUGCGCGUGAUCGCGUCGUACGGGCUGCGGCACCAGGGCGCGUUCCGCGUGUCGGGCUCGCAGGUGGAGAUGCAGGCGCUGCGGGCCGCCUUCGAGCGCGGCGAGGACCCGCUGGCGGACGUGCGCGACGCGACCGACAUCAACUCGGUGUGCGGGCUGCUCAAGCUGUACCUGCGCGAGCUGCGGCCGCCGCUGCUGCCCCCGCAGCUGCAGGAGCGGCUGGUGCGCGUGGCGGCCGUGCCCGACGACGCCGAGUUCGUGCGGCGCCUGCGCGACACGCUGGCCGUGCUGCCGCGCCCCGCGCUGCUGGUGCUGCGCUACCUGUUCGCCUUCCUGGCGCACCUGGCCGAGCACAGCGACCACAACAUGAUGGACGCCUGGAACCUCGCCAUCUGCGUGGGGCCCACGCUGCUGGCCGCCGCGCCGGCCGACGGCGGCCAGCAGGUCACGGCGCAGAACCUGGUCAACGAGCUGGUGAAGCGCACCAUCAUCCACCACCUGGACGUAUUCCCGCAGGACAUCGCGCCCUACGCCCUGUACAGCAGAUUCCCAGAUGCGAGCGGCGAGGACGACAAUAAAGAGAAAGAGGAGGGCGAGGAGUACGACGAGGAGGAGGGCGCGGAGUGUGCCCCGGACGUGACGUCACUGGACGAGCACGACGCGCCGGACGACCUGUCGCUCUACAACGACGAAGACGACGAAGCGAGCGACGAGUGCGAGAACGGCGACUGGAGCGAGCGCGACUCUGCGGAGUUCCAGAGGCCCCCCGGCGCCCCCCGCCGCGCCGCCGCCGCGCAGACGAGCCCCGCGGCCCCCGCGCCCUCGCCCCCCGCCGCCCCCGCCGCCCGCACCGACACCGCCAGUCGUCUAGCGGAGAGCACCCCGGACCUAGUGUUGGACCUCCCGUCCCGUGCGGCCCCCACCGCGCCCCCCGCGCCCCCCGCGCUGCUCCCAGUCGAGCCCCCGUCGGUGCCCCCCGCCGCGGCCCCCGCGGUGACGCCCGGCGCUGACCCCGCAGAUACCUUCGUGCACAACAGGGAUACACUCAAGAAACGUCCUCAACACAAACAGUCCAAGUCGGAGGGCGGCACGGAGGAGCCGGCGGGGGGCAGCCCGGUGCCGGCGCGGAACACGGCUCGCGUGGCGGCCAAGUUCGCCGACCUCACCCUCACCGGCGGCUCCCUCAAGCCCGCGCUGGCCGCCAAGCCCGCCCUGCUGCGCCGCCCGCCCGCCGCCGCCUCCGCGCCCGCCCCCGCGCCCGCCCCCGCGCCCGCCGCCGCGCCCGCGCCCGCGCCGCACUGACCGGCCGGCUGCACUAUAUAUUGAUAUCAAAUAUGUUUUAUAAAUGUGUAACUUUAAACUUGUAAUAUUUAUAUAAUAUAAGGUCUUAUUUUGACGCAUAAAUGUCCUAAGUGUUGCCUGAUUGUGUACCUUGUCUGGUUGCAACAGUGUUCAUUGUUGACUGGUAUACUCUGACUUGGAUCAUAAUCCAUAUCACGACAGAUAUUUUUAUAAAUUUUAUAUUAAAAAUAAACUUGCACGUCCAUAAAAUAAUAUCCUUUAGAAGCUUAAGUCCGGCUCGCGUCCGGUUCGCGUCCGGCUCGCGUCCGGUGGGUGCCUUGGCCCGGCGCUCGGUCCAGUCGCCAGUUUCAAACCUGAAUGUUAUUUAUGUGAAUCUCAGUGGCGCGUGACGUCACCUCCAUGUGACACGUAGUUGUUAGGUGUGACGUCAUCACUCGACCCUCAACAUUAUUUGGUUAUUUUAAUUCUAUGAAGCCCCAGUUAGUAGCACAACAGUAUUAUCAAUAAUUUCGUCGAAUGUGAAGAUCUCGUUACGAACUGGUUUAAUAGUAGUGAUAUAUUAUUAAUGAUUCAAUUAAAAGUGUAUUUCAAUUUGCAAGAAUUCGAAGUACAGAGCGAGGGUGUGAGAGGGCUGAUGACGUCACCGGUCCCAUAUUGUGCGGUGUCUAUAUAUAGUUGUAUGUUAUUUUUGUACGCGUCUCUUAUCUGGUACGAAUCUCUAGUUAUAGUAGAGCGGUGUGCUGGUGCUCCCUCCCCCCGGGACUCCUCGUCUGCACCUCCACGUGUAGUUAGCCAGCUGCAUGUAGCCGGGUGCUCCGGGAGCCGGCGCCGACACGUGCUGUCGGGAGCCAAGAGCUUGGAUCUAACGGCACCUCGACGGUCCUCUGACACGGAAUACUCAUGCGUUCAUGAUACUGGUGAUAUUUCAUAAAUAUCACCAGUAUCAGGACAAACCAUAUUAAAUUUUCGGAGAACAUUUUUUGAAACUCCGAGCUGAAAGUUUACUGAGUAUGUUAGAGGCUCGCUCGGAUCUAGAGAGCGACGGGCGCGGGGUGCCGGGGGGCGGGGGCGGGAAGAGGGGGGCACAGGACCUCCUGUCACCUCGCACUCAAUAAAACAGUAUUACUCGCA